Molecule: messenger RNA, 339 nt
Organism: Olea europaea var. sylvestris
Lineage: Eukaryota; Viridiplantae; Streptophyta; Magnoliopsida; Lamiales; Oleaceae
Exons: 3
Coding region: 1-339 (112 amino acids)
Source: RefSeq, a predicted model, not a curated record
AUGAAAGGAGUGAUACAGUUUGGAAAGAAAGGAAAACUAAGCCUAAGAUAUAUUGGUCCAUUUACUAUUACUGAGAGAAUUGGAAAUGUUGCAUACAAACUUGACCUUCCUUCAUCAAUGUCUCAAGUGCACAAUGUGAUUCAUAUGGAUAUAAAACCAUAUUUGACUUACGAAGAAAAAUCGGUAGAGAUCCUUCAACGAGAGAUAGAGCAACUGAGAAGCAAGAAAACUCCAUUGGUUAAGGUUAAACAAAUGUUGGAGAUUGGCUUGAUAAGUAAUGGGAAUAUUGAAAAGGUUGGAGUUAGUAUCGACAAAUAUUCAAGCCUUCCAUUCAGUUGA